AUGGUCAGAAACCAUACAACGAUAAAAGAAUUUAUCUUGUUGGGAUUUCAAGAAUUCUCUGAACUGCGGAUUCUUUUUUUCUUUACCUUUUUAACGAUUUACAUUUUGACCAUAAUGGGAAACAUUCUUGUUCUUCUGUUGAUUAUCUUGGAUCCACAUCUUAAAAGCCCUAUGUAUUUUUUUCUGGGGAACCUGUCCUUUCUGGAGGCUUGCUACAGUUCAAAUAUAUUUCCAAGGAUGAUUUCAGCUCUCUUGACUGGUAACAGGAGAAUUUCCUUCAACAGCUGUUUUACACAACUCUAUUUCUUUGGUUCAUUGGUAUCUUCAGAAUGCUGUUUACUCUGUGUGAUGUCUUAUGAUAGAUAUUUAGCAAUCUGUAAACCAUUGCAUUAUGCAACCAUCAUGAAAAGCUGGACAUGUAUCCAACUAGUAGCUGUCUCUUGGAUCAAUGGAUUUGUGGCUUUGAUGGUACUCCUUGUUUUGAUGUUGCAGUUAAACUUCUGUAACUCCAAUGAGAUUGAUCAUUACUUCUGUGAAUAUUUUCCCAUUCUAAGACUCUCCUGCAGUGAUAUUAGCAUGGUGCAAAAUUUGAGCUUCCUGGUGGCUUCUGUGUUCACAUUUCCUUCUUUUCUUCUGACACUUACAUCUUACAUUUAUAUUAUUGUUGCCAUCUUAAACAUUCCCUCUGCUACUGGGAGGCAAAAGGCUUUUUCUACAUGUUCAUCUCACUUGAUUGUAGUUUUUGUUUUCUAUGGAUCUCUAAUUAUUGUAUAUAUGACACCAAAGGCUAAAAUUGGGAGGGAGAUGCAAAAAAUAUUCUCUUUGUUAUACACAGUUUUGCCUCCCCUACUCAACCCUUUUAUAUACAGUCUGAGAAAUAAAGAAGUCAAAGAUUCUCUAAGAAAAAAUAUCUGCAGGAAUUUUCAUUUACUUUCAAAGGAAACCAGAGGAAAGUUGCUUAUGUAA
Molecule: messenger RNA, 966 nt
Organism: Thamnophis elegans (Western terrestrial garter snake)
Lineage: Eukaryota; Metazoa; Chordata; Lepidosauria; Squamata; Natricidae
Product: olfactory receptor 2AP1-like
Exons: 1
Coding region: 1-966 (321 amino acids)
Biological process (GO): G protein-coupled receptor signaling pathway
Cellular component (GO): membrane
Molecular function (GO): G protein-coupled receptor activity; olfactory receptor activity
Source: RefSeq, a predicted model, not a curated record